Messenger RNA from Ilyonectria robusta, 1015 nucleotides. RefSeq lists its product as uncharacterized. Lineage: Eukaryota; Fungi; Ascomycota; Sordariomycetes; Hypocreales; Nectriaceae. The transcript has a single exon. Bases 440 to 982 code for a protein of 180 amino acids. The record is from RefSeq and is a predicted model, not a curated record.
CGGGCAAUUGGAAGCAAAGAACCGGCUCACCUGAAGAGCCACCCGGCAGAUGCUCUCGCUGAGCAGGAUAUAGUGGAAAUGGCGGCACGUCUGUCCAAAGUCGAAGAGGUCGUCAAUAUGAAGAAGCUCAGCAAUGAGAGAAAUUAUCUCAAUGGGAAGCUUAAGAAGGCUCAUGACUAUUGCACCCUAAAGGCUCUGGCGCCGCCGUAGAAAGACCUCCCAAAGACGAAUUGACGAUGGCAAGGCAUGUGUUGCAACUCUACAGCAGAAGGCACGAGAGCACAACUCGAUUGAGAGAGGACCGCGACAUUAUUAUAUUUGGCGAGGACAAAGGGCAGUGAAGAGAGGAUAUUUUCCAUACCACUCACCACAGCCUUACUUGCGUCCCUGACAAAAGCCAGGGGCGGGCUCAAGUCCCCGACAGCUCGAGCAGAGCCGCAUGACCCAUGGGCCAUGGCCUGGGUUCCAAUCGGUCGGCUCGGCCUGUGUUAUGUGGACGGUAGCAUCACAUCGCUGUUCGAGGUUCUGUGUCACGUCGUUCGGGCGCACAGACGCGGCUCUUCAUGCCACCGGAAUGGAGCAGACGCCUCCAUCGCAUACGUCUCCUACGCCCUCCUGUGCUGAGGUUAGGCUCGGAUGCUGGAGCGUCGGGGUUGCGAAUCAUGGCACGAAGGAGCACACGAAGGGGGGUGCCUCAUUCCGGUGGCAUCGACUGCUAAUGUGCGCACGCAGGUGCAGCGCAACACCGUGGGGAGGAUUCUCGGCGGCCGUGAGAGUGAAAGGAGAGCAUGGGGCUUCGAACGAGACUCAGCCUGCACAGUGCCUGCUACGUAGUAAACCCUGUCCACAGGGGCCCUCAAGUCCGGAGGAGGCUCCAAUCGACUCUAGUGGACAGAGGAGAGUUUUCUUCUCUCCAUGGCACUUUGAAGUCCCGUUUCCCUUUCGGGAGAGCGCCGGGGUCGAGAACCACAGGAGACUCUAGGAGUAUCAGUUCCGGCUGCACAACCUAACUGAG